AGCUAUUAUGAACACGACAUGCACGCCUAACUUCAACUACUACGAUUCACCUCAAUUUCUAUCUACAGGUAUGCACAUCGCUUCGGUAAUUAUCACACCAGUCCACCUACUCGGCUUAUACUGUAUCAUUUACAAAACCCCUUUGCAAAUGGCGGCUGUUAAGUGGUACCUGUUACAAAUGCACGUUUCCGUGAUGGCAUUAGACUAUUCGGUGACUGUAGUGGGUAUUCCAUAUGUGUUAGCAACUAGGAUAGCUGGGUUUUCGCUCGGAUUAUUGCAAUACUCUAGCUACUCGUUUCUUUUAGCGAUUUUUGUUAUGAUAGCCUGUUUGCAGUUUGUGACAUUAGGAAUUACUGGUAUAUUCGAAAAUCGAUUCCGAAUCAUUUGCAAGUUCUCCUGGGUGCCACUUUGGAAAAAAUUCAUUACACCAGGGUUUCUGCCGGGUCAGUAUAUUGUGUACCCAUCGUUUCUGCUACUUGGGAUACCUUUUAUUCCGGAUCAGAAAACUGCAUUGCAGGAUAUAUUCAAGACCCUUCCCUGUCUGCCGCGUGAAAUCUACGAAGCAGAUAUCUAUGUGAUAGCUGAUGACAUGACUUAUCAUGUUAUGGCGAUUUCGAUGGGAUUGUCAGGAGCAAUUGGUCAGAUUAUAUUUUUCAACGGCUGUCUUAUAUAUAGUAGUUUGGAGCAGUUAAAGGCAAAAACAAUGUCACAAAAGACGUUCCAAAUGCAGAAGCAAUUCCUAACAGCAGUGGUCGUGCAGGCUGCAUCUCCAAUGAUCUGCUUGAUAAUUCCACUUAUAUAUUUCACAAUAGCACACUUGGUGGGGUAUUAUAAUCAGGGAAUUAUCAAUUGCUUACUUAUUAAUGUAUCUAUUCACGGUCUAAUAUCUACAACAGCUCUGGUGACUCUUCAUAAGCCUUAUCGAACGGCGGUGCGGAGCAUGAUCUCGAAAUUGCCAGAACCAAGGCGACCGAAAGUCUCACAGUUAUCAACUCUUUCGAGGAGCACUGUUGUGGUGUUGUAA
Molecule: messenger RNA, 1024 nt
Organism: Caenorhabditis elegans
Lineage: Eukaryota; Metazoa; Nematoda; Chromadorea; Rhabditida; Rhabditidae
Gene: srh-209
Product: Serpentine Receptor, class H
Exons: 3
Coding region: 8-1024 (338 amino acids)
Source: RefSeq, marked reviewed